CUUACUCUCUAGGCUGUCUAUAAGAGGCCAAUUGCUAGCCCUGAUUAUGCUCAAAAUUAAGAAAGACAGUUGAUAGUUGAGAUGAGUGGAGUUAGCUGCCCAGGCAGUGUCAGCUCGGCCAUGCCUAAAGACUUGAGGCCUAAUGGGUAUAACCAGCAUCAAGCAAGCAAAAGAGGCACCUACUCUUGCUUCCAGAUGCCACUGCAUUACCCAAGGUACAAGAAGUCUGACUACGAGACCAUGCCUGAGUGGAGAUUGGACUGCUUGUUGAAAGAGUACGGGCUGCCUGCUAUUGGAGAUGCUAACCAGAAGAGGAAUUUUGCCAUGGGAGCCUUCCUUUGGCCUUCAGAGAAUGAGUGAAAGUCCUCAAUUUGAUGGUGAUCAUCAAAUUUCUGCACAUACUAUCAUGUUGUACGUAACUCAAUCUAUGUAAUGUAUUGUAGUAAGAAAAUCAUGUAUUAAAUAAUUAUUAGCAUGUUUAUGAAACCCAUAUCCUAGUUUUAAUUAACUGUGUAUUUUUUCCUAUUAAAUAUAUUGAAGAUUGCCGGUAAGUUGAUAUAUA
Messenger RNA from Populus nigra (black poplar), 562 nucleotides. RefSeq lists its product as uncharacterized. The transcript has a single exon. Lineage: Eukaryota; Viridiplantae; Streptophyta; Magnoliopsida; Malpighiales; Salicaceae. The record is from RefSeq and is a predicted model, not a curated record. The coding region runs from base 82 to 360 and encodes 92 amino acids.